Molecule: messenger RNA, 1043 nt
Organism: Belonocnema kinseyi
Lineage: Eukaryota; Metazoa; Arthropoda; Insecta; Hymenoptera; Cynipidae
Gene: eIF3f1
Product: eukaryotic translation initiation factor 3 subunit F
Exons: 5
Coding region: 1-858 (285 amino acids)
Biological process (GO): translational initiation
Cellular component (GO): eukaryotic translation initiation factor 3 complex, eIF3m
Molecular function (GO): translation initiation factor binding; metallopeptidase activity; translation initiation factor activity
Source: RefSeq, a predicted model, not a curated record
AUGGCGCUUAACCUCACUGUCAAAGUGCACCCUGUUGUUUUAUUUCAAAUAGUAGACGCAUAUGAGCGUCGAAGUGCGGAAUCUCAUCGAGUUAUUGGGACUUUAUUAGGUACUUCUGAAAAAGGGGUAGUCGAAGUUACAAACUGCUUUUGCGUACCUCACAAAGAAUAUGAAGAAGAGGUGGAAGCCGAGUUAAAAUAUGCAAUGGAUUUGUAUGAUUUAAAUCACAAAGUCAAUGCACAGGAAAAUAUAGUUGGAUGGUGGGCUACUGGAAAUGAGGUGACCAACCACUCUUCGGUAAUUCACGAAUAUUAUGCCCGAGAAUGCAAUAACCCAGUUCAUUUAACUGUGGAUACCACACUAGAAAAUACAACAAGGAUGGGUAUCAGGGCUUACGUUUGCGUGCAGUUGGGAGUUCCAAAUGGAAAGCAAGGUUGCAUGUUCACGCCUGCAAAAGUACAGGUUGUGGCCUAUGAACCGGAAGUUGUGGGACUCCAACUAUGUGCAAAGACCCAGUUGCAGUCUCAGGUUCACAUUUCCGGAAUGAAACCUGGCGGUGUCGUCGAACCCAUGAUGGAUCUAGCCCAAAUCGCCGAUGCAAGCGUCAAACUUUCUGUUAUGCUUGAUCAAGUUCUUCAGUAUGUCGACGACGUGCUCGCAGGAAAGCAACCUCCAGAUAAUCAGGUCGGAAGAGCUCUCCUCGACAUGGUCAACUCUGUGCCAAAGAUGUCAAGUGACCAGUUUGAUGAGAUGUUUAACAGCAACGUGAAAGACCUUCUGAUGGUCGUUGCUCUUUCUCAGUUGAUUAAAACGCAACUACAACUUAAUGAGAAACUCACACUUCUCACGUCACUCUAACACAAAUUUUAAGAAUUCCUGUAUUCUAAUUUAUCAUAUUCAUUCAAUGAUAUUGACGCUGUAAAACAACUGUGGACACAAAUCCGAAAUUCAUUUAAGCCAUUCGCUGUUGCAAUCAAGACUUUUUGUAAAAUUGUAUAGAACUAAAAAAUCGAUAUUCGAAUAAAAUGAGUAUUACACAAGAA